AUGUUCUUCCAGAUGGAAGCUCCUCACACUAAAGGACUCAUACGAAGACACAUCGAAGUGGCUAAACACAUCGCGACGAGCUUGUGGAGAAUUGCUGUUUCCCGUUUAUCGCGGAUAAAGCAUCAGAUGUUAUCACGUAUCGCGAAGAGAUACCAAAACUCGUUGAAAUCAUCGGUGCCAAGGCGUCGAGGAUCGCACGCCCUCUUCCUGGAGACGGGUGGUGCGGAAGCGAUAGAAGGAAAAAUUUCUCGGCGGGUGCUAGCAGCCACUGGAACAGCAAAAAUCAGAAAUAUUUUUGAAGCGAGUGGCGUUUUAGAACAACUCGUUGAAGGUUUUAAAAAUGAAACUAACCCAACACUGGUGGAAAAAAUGCUGAUUAUGUUCCGAAAUUUGGCAGUUUUUCGUCCGAUUUCUAAAAGGCUCAUGGAUUUGGGUCUCCCUAUAUUACUUCUUCGCUUACUCAAAGCUAAUGUACAUAAAACUGGCGAAGUCGCACUGGUAGCAACGGAGCUUUUGGGAAGCAUAGUUGAAAUAGAUGCGUCCAAUGCAUCGGCUGUUUGCGGUGAAUCUGUUGAUUUUUUCGAGGUCCUUUCGGAAGUGCUCAAUAAGCUCGUGUCUAUGCCUGGGGUGAAGUAUAAAAUAUGUCGUAACGAUUUGGCAACAAUUUUGAUGUUGCUGAUGGAAAACGGUCGUGGAAAGUUCUUCAAGAAUUUGCUAAAAUCGGGAUUGUUCGCAAUGAUGUUAUUUUGGGUUGUCAAAGACUGCGGUGACUACAACAGAGUUAAGGAGUUUGCUCAACGAAGCGUGCAGAAUAUGAGGCCGCUUACGGACCCAUUGACCAUAUUCGACGUUAACGCAUUGCAACCGGGGAGGAUGGGCUCGGCUGAGGAUGUCCAGUUGAGAAUAGUUUUGUGGCGCGCGGUAGCGUUCGCUGUCAGCAACGAUGAGGAUUGUGCGAAAGAAGGGGGAAAUUACGGAUUUAUAACAGCUUUGUUGACCGCGUUGAAAGAGUCGGGAGUAUCCGGAGGCUCUACUACGUAUGGUAUAAUGCUACAAUCAGCAGCAUUAUCAUCGAUAUCGAUGGUGUUAGAAGGAACUGUUGGUUUGAGAGAAGUCUUCGCUGAGGCCGAUGGGGUGAAUAUUGUCCUACGGUAUGUACAGCGCAUGGUGGGAGAACGCCACAGUAGAAGUGGCAGUGUUGAUACUCAGCAGCAUUACGCGAAGUUGUUGAGUAAAUCGCUCAACACCUUGAUGCUUGGAUUGGAGUUCUGUAAGGCGAGUGUGACUGAGGAGAAUACCGAACUUAGUACCGCAGCUGUACCGAUCCUUUGUGGAAUCAUCGCGAUGGAUGGUGACACGAAGAUGAGACACGACGCCCUCCCCCCGUUGCACAGAAUGUCGGAAUUCGGCGAUGCAGUGUUUGAGUUUACUCAGCAAGAAAGAUCCGAAGCGAUUAAAGGAGAUCAGAAAUUAUACAGUUCGGGUCGAGAAGCAUUGCUGACUGCAUGGGGUUGUGAUGGAGAUGUGGACGGCACAUUAUCUUCUGGUAUCUGCGCGGUUGAUUGCGUGUGGAACUGCAUAGUUGGUGAUAAAAAAUCAGAGGAGAAGUUCAUAGUUCACUUGAAUGGUGUUGGACAUUUGUUAGAGUGUUUUGAAGUAGGGCCAAAUGUGCUAAAGAGACAAAUUACUCUGAAAAGUGGUGUUAAACUCGUAUUAGAAUUGGUGGUUGGUGAGCAGCAGGGCUUAGGAGCGAUUGGUAAGGAUGGAAGUAUACUGGACAUGUAA
This is a messenger RNA of Perkinsus marinus ATCC 50983, 1785 nucleotides long. RefSeq lists its product as hypothetical. The record is from RefSeq and is a predicted model, not a curated record. NCBI's taxonomy places the organism in Eukaryota, Perkinsozoa, Perkinsida, Perkinsidae. Bases 1 to 1785 code for a protein of 594 amino acids. The transcript is spliced from 16 exons.